UUAUUGAACUAGAUUUAAAAAUCUCAAUUUUACAUACCUACAAAUUAAUUUCUACUUUGAAAAUGGCAAAUUUGUAUUUUGCUAUAAGUUUUUUUAUAAUUCUUUGUGCAAAAAGUGCAAAUUUGGAAUUGAUCGAAUUGAAUGAAACUAACUGGAAAUUAAUACUAAAAGGUGAAUGGAUGGUUGAGUUUUAUGCACCAUGGUGUCCAGCUUGUAAAACUCUAUCACCAAUUUGGAAUCGUUUUGCAGAAAAUGCUGCCGAUGCUGGCUUAAAAGUUGCUCAUGUUGAUGUAACAAAGUCACCGUCUUUGAGUGGACGUUUUUUAGUGAAUGCACUACCAACAAUUUACCACGCUAAAGAAGGACAAUUUCGCCAAUAUCGUAACUCUAGAGAUGAUGAUGCUUUUAUGUCUUAUGUUAAACAAAAAGAAUGGCAAAAAUCUGAACCGAUAUCGUCAUGGAAAAAUCCAAAUAGUAUUCACAUGACAGUGCUGUCAUAUUUCUUUAAGCUGUCUCAUUUAUUAAAGGAUUUUAACAUAAGUUUGCAAGAAGAUUAUGGAUUUCCAACAUGGGCUUCAUAUUCUUUUGUUGCAAUUGCAACAAUAUUUGUUGGUGCUACUUUAGGAUUACUUUUAGUCCUUAUUGUUGACAUUUUGUACCCAAUACAAUUUCAAAAUUCAGUUUGCGAAGAAAAAUCGGGAAGUGAUGUGGAUGAUGAUGAAGGAGAAGAUGAUGAAUCUGAGACAGAAGUAAAAGCUAAUUCAUGUAGCGAACCUGAAGACAUUAAACUUGAUGAAGCAAAAUUGGAUUCCAAAUCAAAUAAGAAAACUCAAAAAAAAUCUUUAAAUACUCGCAAGAGAAAUAAAAAGUCUACUAAAAGCACUUAAGAAAACGCUUAAAUGGCUCAGUGUUCAUUCAUUAAGUUUAAAAAACAUACUGCUAAAUCGAACAAGAAAUAUUAAAUUAAAACAAUUUUGCUCCAAAUGUAAAACUAAACUCAA
Episyrphus balteatus (marmalade hoverfly) is the source of this 1001-nucleotide messenger RNA. RefSeq names its product thioredoxin-related transmembrane protein 1-like. The record is from RefSeq and is a predicted model, not a curated record. Bases 63 to 887 code for a protein of 274 amino acids. The transcript has a single exon. Lineage: Eukaryota; Metazoa; Arthropoda; Insecta; Diptera; Syrphidae.